GACCUCUAGGUUACGCGGAGUUCGGGUGCGGAGCUGGUUGGCAGGAUGCCGGCCCUGAAGGCUGUGGAAGCUGAAAAACGAAGCCAGAAGCAAAAAUGCACGUCUUUAUCCUGCAUGAGCAUCUGAAUUUGCAACUAUGGGAUGUCACCUAAGGAUAAUUAAAUCCGCAUCUGGGACUCUCAACACUCAAGGCCCCUAGUUCUUGCCUGCCUGACUCAUGUUUGAGGUUGCUUCUGGUUGCACGGUUUUGAAUUAUGUUUUUACAGAAAAAGUGAGGUUUCUUUGUGUUCAACUAAAACUCAAAAAUGGCCCUGUCGCUCGUCUCCUGAAAAUUUAUUUCUGGAUAAGAGCGUUCCUUUUCUUUCAUUCACUCAUUCGUCCAAAAUGUGUAUUGACCCGUCGGGGAAUGUCCGCUUCAUAACAGCAGGCACAUCUCUGUAUUCACUGCUGAAUUUCCAGCACUUGACAGAGCACCUGGCACGUAGGCCCUCAGUAUUUGUUGAUUGACCCAGGCACUGGAGUUAAGGAAAACCCAACUAAAUCCGGUGCUGUUUCCCGGAAUCUAGUGGUGGACAUACCUAACUCACAAGGACGAGAAGAGAGAGAGCAGCAAGAAUCACACUCGGCAACCAUGUCAGCGGAACUGGAGACCUCAGAGGGGGUGGAUGAGUCGGAGAAAAAGAACUUCGGGGCCUCAGAAAAGGAAAACCAAGAAAACCACACCAGGAUGGCUGACCUCUCCGAGCUCCUGAAGGAAGGGACCAAGGAAGCACAUGACCAGGCAGAAAACACACAGUUUGUCAAGGACUUCUUGAAAGGCAACAUCCGGAAGGAGCUGUUUAAGCUGGCCACUACUGCACUUUACUUCACAUAUUCAGCCCUGGAGGAGGAGAUGGAGCGCAACAAGGACCACCCAGCCUUCGCCCCCUUGUACUUCCCCACAGAGCUGCACCGGAAGGAGGCACUGACCAAGGACAUGGAGUAUUUCUUUGGAGAGAACUGGGAGGAGCAGGUGCAGUGCUCCGAGGCUGCCCAAAAGUAUGUGGAGCGGAUCCACUACGUGGGGCAGAAUGAACCAGAGCUGCUGGUGGCCCAUGCCUACACCCGCUACAUGGGGGACCUCUCGGGGGGCCAGGUGCUGAAGAAGGUGGCCCAGCGGGCCCUGAAACUCCCCAGCACAGGAGAAGGGACCCAGUUCUAUAAGUUUGAGAAUGUGGACAAUGCACAACAGUUCAAACAGUUGUACCGGGCCAGGAUGAAUGCCUUGGACCUGAACCUGAAGACCAAAGAGAAGAUCGUGGAGGAAGCCAACAAGGCCUUUGAGUACAACAUGCAGAUUUUCGAUGAACUGGACCGGGCUGGCUCCUUGUUGGCCAAAGAGACCCCGGAGGAUGGGCUCCCUGUGCAUGAUGGGAAAGGAGAUGUGCGAAAAUGCCCUUACUACACUGCUAAACAAGUCGGAGGUGCCCUGGAGGGCAGCAGCUGCCCCUUCCGAACAGCCCUGGCUGUGUUGAGUAAGCCCAGCCUCCAGCUCAUUCUGGCCACUGGUGUGGCCCUUGUUGCCGGCCUCUUGGCCUGGUACUACAUGUGAAGGACCCAUCCUACCACGUUGGCGCUGUCCUCCCGAGUGACCACUGGCCCGUCCCCCACCCCACGUGUGACUAAACUACCACCUCAGGUGACUUUUUUUUUUUUUAAUGCUGGGUUUGAGAAAACAAGCAACCAAUAAAAGCCAGACGCUAAAGCCUCUGCCUGUAGCAUCCUCUGUAUGGGCUCGAUGCCGAGCUGGGUGCAGGCCCUCCGUUCCUGCAGCCAUCGGGCUGUGGCGCCGGGAGCAGCUGGUGCAGCUCAGCAGGUCAGCCUGAGUCUCUGGAACCAGCUCUGCUCCUAGGGCGUCCACACUGCUCACCCCGGGGCUCCUUCCCUUCGUUAUUCCUUGUGCUGGCAUUUAGGUGGGUAUUUUUCCCCUGGGGGGAACAGGGUAAUUGGCAAGCCCAGGCUGCCGUGGCUCUGUGGGAGGGAGGGGGCCUGUCCUGGGGGGCGCUUGCACCCUGCCUCAGAGGCCCUGGGCACUCCGUCCUCAUCCUGCUUAAGCAGAAACCCGAGAGGGCGUCUGUUUAGCUGUCGCCUGUCUCCUCUGACCUGUGUAAACACUACAGCACUCAAUAAAGUGGACUCUGACUGC
Messenger RNA from Suricata suricatta (meerkat), 2185 nucleotides. It is a transcript of the gene HMOX2, whose product is annotated as heme oxygenase 2. Gene Ontology annotation, biological process: response to oxidative stress; heme catabolic process; heme oxidation. Gene Ontology annotation, molecular function: heme binding; heme oxygenase (decyclizing) activity. The record is from RefSeq and is a predicted model, not a curated record. The coding region runs from base 632 to 1591 and encodes 319 amino acids. NCBI's taxonomy places the organism in Eukaryota, Metazoa, Chordata, Mammalia, Carnivora, Herpestidae. The transcript has 6 exons.